AUCCAGGAAUCAAAUAAACCGAAGGCAUCAACUGAAUAAAAAAUUAAGUUCCUGAAGUUGCAGCAGAAGAAUAUAAGCACUAUAUAGAUCAAAGAUGUCAAUGAAUUGGGCCCUGUAUUGGGGCAUAAUGUGGGUGCUUUCAGGCUCCACGGAUAGCGCUUCGAAGCGCUUCUUUACAGACUUCUUGCAGGAUUUGCCCACGCCAGGCACCGGCGGACCCACCUUUGACCCCAGCGCGAUCAGCAAUAUCACAGGACUCGUGGGCAAGACCGUUAAGAUGACCUGCCGUGUCAAGAACUUGGGCAAUCGAACGGUCUCCUGGGUGCGACAUCGGGACAUCCAUCUGCUGACUGUCGGCCGCUAUACGUACACGUCGGAUCAGCGAUUCGAGGCCCAGCACUCGCCGCACGCCGAGGACUGGUCCCUGCGCAUACGCUAUGCCCAGCGCAAGGACUCGGGCAUCUACGAGUGCCAGAUCUCGACAACGCCACCCAUCGGACAUGCUGUCUAUCUGAAUAUUGUGGAACCCAUCACCGAGGUCAUUGGCGGCCCCGACCUGCACAUCAACAAAGGAUCCACCAUCAAUUUAACCUGCAUUGUGAAAUUUGCACCGGAACCGCCGCCAACCGUCUCCUGGUCGCACAAUCGCGAGAAUGAUCCUAGAUACAAUAAGGUCAUAAAUUUCGAUUCACCUCGCGGCGGCAUAUCAUUAGUCACCGAGAAAGGUGUACUGACCACCAGCCGUCUCCUCGUCCAGAAGGCCAUACAGGAGGAUGAGGGCCUCUACACAUGCGCCCCCUCGAAUGCCAAUCCCACAUCGGUCCGCGUCCAUAUCGUUGAUGGCGAACAUCCGGCGGCCAUGCAUCAUGGAAACUCGGCGCCACUUCAGCCACCGGCUUUGAUCUCGAUGUUGAUGCUUGUCUGCAGCACUCUGAUUCUGCUGCACGCCUCUGCCUGCUGCAGCCCAACCCUACCCAAGAUGAGGACACAACAACAACAACGAGGAGGCAACGGCAAUGGACAGCUGAAGGACAUCAAGGGCGGCGAGCGGCUGGAGAGGAAUUCGCUGGUGCCUGGGACAUGA
Drosophila persimilis is the source of this 1084-nucleotide messenger RNA. RefSeq names its product zwei Ig domain protein zig-8 (gene dpr8). The transcript has 8 exons. Gene Ontology annotation, cellular component: neuron projection membrane. Gene Ontology annotation, biological process: synapse organization. The record is from RefSeq and is a predicted model, not a curated record. The coding region runs from base 95 to 1084 and encodes 329 amino acids. Lineage: Eukaryota; Metazoa; Arthropoda; Insecta; Diptera; Drosophilidae.